ACACCGAGUCUAGUUUUCUGCUAAAAUGACUGAAGCUGACAGGAAUAUUGUUCUGAAAAGAUACAAUUCGAUUGUGAAAGGACCACAGGACGAAAGAGAGUGUCGUGGUCUUGAACUUACCAAUGGUUUACGUGUUCUUCUGGUCUCAGAUCCAACAACUGACAAAUCUGCAGUUUCUUUGGCCGUUAAAGCUGGACAUCUCAUGGAUCCUUGGGAGCUUCCAGGACUUGCUCAUUUCUGCGAGCACAUGCUUUUCUUAGGAACAUCCAAAUAUCCUUUGGAAAAUGAGUUCACAAAAUUUCUGAGUGACAACGCCGGUAGCUACAAUGCUUGUACAGAACCCGAUCACACAUAUUAUCAUUUUGAUGUAAAACCUGAUCAACUUUAUGGAGCACUCGAUCGAUUUGUUCAGUUCUUUUUGUGCCCACAGUUUACGAAAAGUGCCACCGAACGAGAAGUAUGCGCCGUUGACUCUGAACACUUGAGUAAUCUAAACAGUGACUAUUGGAGAAUUCUUCAAGUUGACCGUUCCCUGUCAAGACCAGGCCAUGAUAAUCGAAAGUUUUGUACAGGAAACAAGAAAACUCUGUUGGAAGAUGCUCGAAAGAAAGGAAUUGAACCACGUGAUGCUCUUUUGGAAUUUUACAAGAAAUGGUACAGUUCUAAUAUAAUGACGUGCUGCAUAAUUGGGAAAGAAUCACUUGAUGUUCUUGAGUCCUAUCUACGAACGCUAGAGUUUGAUGCCAUUCAGAAUAAGAAAGCCGAGAGUAAAGUUUGGGCUGAGUUCCAAUACGGACCGGAUCAGCUGGCUAAAAAAAUCGACGUAGUUCCAAUUAAGGACAAAAAACUGGUUUCGAUCAUCUUCCCCUUCCCUGAUCUUAACAAUGAAUACCUUUCUCAGCCGGGACACUACAUUGCUCAUCUAAUCGGCCACAAAGGACCUGGUUCAAUAUCCUCUGAACUCAAACGCCUUGGAUGGGCAAGCUCGUUGAAGCCGGAGAGCAAAACAAUUGCGGCUGGUUUUGGUUAUUUUAAUGUAACCAUGGAUUUGAGUACUGAAGGGCUCGAACACGUCGAUGAGAUAAUACAACUGAUGUUCAAUUACAUCGGAAUGCUUCAAUCAGCAGGUCCUCAGCAGUGGAUCCAUGAAGAAUUGGCAGAGCUGAGUGCGAUUGAAUUCCGUUUCAAGGACAGAGAGCCGCUAACAAAAAAUGCAAUCAAAGUAGCUAGAAACCUUCAAUAUAUUCCAUUUGAGCACAUUCUGUCUUCUCGUUAUCUUCUUACCAAAUACAAUCCAGAACGUAUCAAGGAACUCCUCAGUACGCUCACUCCGUCCAAUAUGCUUGUUCGUGUUGUUUCUAAAAAGUUCAAAGAACAAGAAGGAAAUACAAAUGAGCCAGUUUAUGGAACUGAAAUGAAAGUAACUGAUAUCAGUCCAGAAAAAAUGAAAAAGUAUGAGAAUGCUCUGAAAACCAGUCAUCAUGCACUUCAUCUGCCAGAAAAGAACGAAUACAUUGUUACAAAGUUUGAUCAGAAACCACGCGAAUCUGUUAAAAAUGAACAUCCAAGGCUGAUCAGUGAUGAUGGAUGGAGUCGAGUUUGGUUCAAGCAGGAUGACGAGUACAAUAUGCCAAAACAGGAGACUAAGCUUGCUUUUACAACUCCAAUUGUUGCUCAAAAUCCGAUAAUGUCAUUGAUAUCUAGUCUUUGGUUGUGGUGCCUCAACGAUACUCUCACUGAGGAAACCUACAAUGCUGCCAUUGCUGGCCUCAAAUUCCAGCUUGAGUCGGGUCACAAUGGCGUACAUGAGCAAGCCGGAAAUUGGCUAGAUCCUGAAAGACAUGCAUCGAUAACCUUACAUGUAUAUGGAUACGAUGAGAAACAACCACUGUUUGUGAAGCACUUGACAAAAUGCAUGACUAAUUUCAAGAUUGAUAGAACUCGAUUCGACGUUGUAUUUGAAUCCCUUAAGAGAUCUUUAACAAAUCACGCAUUCUCUCAACCUUAUAUGCUCUCUAAAUAUUUCAAUGAGCUUCUCGUCGUCGAAAAGGUUUGGAGCAAAGAGCAACUGCUUGCAGUCUGUGAUAGUGCCACCUUGGAGGAUGUUCAAGGAUUUUCGAAAGAAUUGUUUCAAGCAUUCCAUCUGGAACUCUUUGUCCAUGGCAAUUCUACUGAAAAAAAAGCAAUUCAAUUGUCAAACGAAUUGAUGGAUAUUCUCAAAUCAGCUGCACCGAAUUCUCGCUUACUGUAUCGUAAUGAGCACAAUCCACGUCGCGAGUUCCAACUGAACAAUGGGGAUGAAUACAUCUACAGACAUCUUCAAAAGACUCAUGAUGCCGGAUGCGUUGAAGUGACUUUUAAAUUUGGUGUCCAGAAUACUUACGACAAUGCUCUCGCUGGUCUGAUCAGUCAACUCAUCCGGCAACCAGCUUUCAGUACCCUAAGAACAAAAGAAAGCCUAGAUGCCACAAGAUGAAUUUGAGAAGAAAGUUUCCGGAAUGAUUGCUCGACUCGAAGAAAAACCAAAAAACUUGGGUGGCAGAUUCUUGAAAUUCUGGAGCGAGAUUGAGUGCAGACAGUACGACUUUGAACGCAGAGAGAAAGAAGUUAAAGUUCUGAAAUCGAUUGGAAAAGAGGACGUUAUUGCACUUUUUGAUAAAAAAAUCCAAAAAGAUGCUGCUGAACAGCGCAAGCUUGUUGUCAUCGUCCACGGAAAGAAUGACGACCGAGAAACUGUGGAUCGUAUUAUCAAGAAAAAUAUUGAGUCGGGAAAACAAUUGAAGGAAAUUCUCUAUUGGGAUCAACUCCGGCAAUUCCUACCACUCAAUGAACAGCCAAUGGCAGCAAUUGACUUGAAGCCAAUUGGGGUGGGAUCCGGCAAACAUGAAGACUGACAAUUUGGAUGUGAACAAAUGACUCGAAUUUUUAAAAAAUCUCCAAAUCGUUGUGACAAAUAAUUUUAACUAUGUUUUGGGUGCAUCUAAAUAGAACUAUUUCCAAUCUUUUUUAUUUUGCUUUUUCUAGGAAAAAUAAACUUUAUUUUGAG
This is a messenger RNA of Caenorhabditis elegans, 3046 nucleotides long. It is a transcript of the gene C02G6.2, whose product is annotated as Insulin-degrading enzyme. Gene Ontology annotation, biological process: proteolysis. The record is from RefSeq and is marked reviewed. Gene Ontology annotation, molecular function: metallopeptidase activity; metalloendopeptidase activity; metal ion binding. NCBI's taxonomy places the organism in Eukaryota, Metazoa, Nematoda, Chromadorea, Rhabditida, Rhabditidae. The transcript is spliced from 8 exons. Bases 26 to 2476 code for a protein of 816 amino acids. Gene Ontology annotation, cellular component: cytoplasm.